Globicephala melas (long-finned pilot whale) is the source of this 576-nucleotide messenger RNA. RefSeq names its product large ribosomal subunit protein eL19-like. The record is from RefSeq and is a predicted model, not a curated record. Gene Ontology annotation, molecular function: structural constituent of ribosome; RNA binding. Gene Ontology annotation, cellular component: cytosolic large ribosomal subunit; ribosome. NCBI's taxonomy places the organism in Eukaryota, Metazoa, Chordata, Mammalia, Artiodactyla, Delphinidae. Gene Ontology annotation, biological process: translation.
GCAGCCAUGAGUAUGCUCAGGCUUCAGAAGAGGCUUGCCUGCAGUGUCCUCCCCUGUGGCAAAAAGAAGGUCUGGUUGGACCCCAGUGAGACUAAGGAAAUCACCAAUGCCAACUCCCGUCAGCAGAUCCGGAAACUGAUCAAAGAUGGGCUCAUCAUCAGGAAGCCUGUGAUGGUCCAUUCCCAGGCUCGAUGCCGGAAAAACACCUUGGGCCACAGGAAGGGCAGGCAUAUGGACAUAGGUAAGCAACAGGGUACUGCCAGUGCUCUAAUGCCCUAAAAGGUUACCUGGCUGCUGCUGCUCAGAAGAUACCGUGAAUCUAAGAAGAUUGACCAGCACAGGUAUCACAGCCUAUACCUGAAAGUGAAGGGUAACGUGUUCAAAAACAAGUGUAUUCUCAUGGAACAUAUCCACAAGCUGAAGUCAGACAAGGCUUGCGAGAAGCUUCUGGCAGACCAGGCUGAGGCCCGCAGGUCUAAGACCAAGGAAGCCCGCAAGGACCAUGAAGACCGGCUCCAGGCCAAGGAGGAAGAAAUCAUCAAGACUCUGUCCAAGAAGGAAGAGACGAAGAAAUAA